Zootermopsis nevadensis is the source of this 1774-nucleotide messenger RNA. RefSeq names its product CNMamide (gene CNMa). The record is from RefSeq and is a predicted model, not a curated record. NCBI's taxonomy places the organism in Eukaryota, Metazoa, Arthropoda, Insecta, Blattodea, Termopsidae.
CCUCAUUACAGACGAAACAACAGCGAAGCAGGAAGGGAUUAAAACCUCAGUGUUGUGAUAACUUAAACGCGCUAAAAUAUCUUUUCAUUGCCGUCAGUUACAGCGGACAAAGAAAACUGUUCACGACAGAACAAAUAUCUAAAAAAAAAAAAAAGUAUUUCACGUUCCUCAAAACGAGUACGAGAAGAAAAACGCGAUUGGCCGAGAAGUACAACACAAGCAUAGUUUUACGGCACAAUGAGAAUGACGUGCAGUUGUGACGCGUAUACUCGGCGCGAGGUCCUCCAGUUAGCAGGAAAGAGGACGUCUUCCAACGCACAGUGCAGAUGGCUUAUCUGCCAAGCUUCACGGGGAAUGGUAUCUAAGAUGUCCUCAAGGGCGAUGAUUCUGUGGACCAUCGUCAUGGUAAUGGCAUUCUCUUGCCGGGCUGAAGCCGCUCCAGAGGCCUUCAUCGCGCCGGCAGAUUUUCGCGAGUUGCAGCAAAUCGCCCUCGCCGAAAACGGAUUACAGGAUGCGAAGAAAAGGGAAGAAAUAGCAACACUCUUCCAGCUACUAGAACAGUACCACAACGAAUGGCAACAACAACAGAAGCCCACCGAUGAAGAAACGGAAACACAAGACAUUGGAGCCCCUCAAGUUCCUGAAGACUACUCAAAUCUACCAAACCGCAUGCCAGUCGAAACAAAGUUCUUCAGGUCUCAGGAUGGAGUUGUCAAAGACGAAACAAAGAGAGGCAACUAUCCGCCACCACUUUGCUACUUCAAGAUCUGCAAUAUGGGUAGAAAACGAAAUCCUCAUUGAACUUCUGAACUCUACGCAGAAAGUAGCAAAGGAAAGUGACUCUCUACAUUCCUCAUCCUUCAAAAUCCCAGAAUAAAAAUAUAAAUUAUGAAAUAAAAAUGUCAGCAUCUUGAAUUUUGUUUUAAGCAAUCACAGAUAUUUUCACACUUUGAAAGUGAACUAACACUCUCAAUUAAUAUUAUUUAGAAUUAUUACAACUUAAAAAAACACUAGUGAAAAUGCCAGAUUGUGAGGGAAAGAAAUAUUCCUUCCCAUGGCCUAUGUCAUCAUUUUCAUACAGUGUAAAAAAGUUUUUUGUUCAAAUGCUGACUGCAAAGAAAUGAAAGACAUUCCCAUAAUACGAUGUUUGAUGUACAUUAGUGCUACAGUUAACUGUAUUAAUAUUUUAUCAAGAAACAGUCACAAUUUCCGACCUGAAUACUUAGCGUCAAAACAUACUGAAAAAUUCUGAACAUAUUUCAUGUGAGACCUUAAAUCUUCACUGAAAUUUCAAAAGAUCAUGAAUUGUCAGGGCAUAAAUAUCAAUGAAGAAAUUGUGGCAGAUAAGUCUGGUUAUUCCAGACACGAGAGCUACAAUUUCUUUGUGUUUCAAAUUAGUCAAAUGUGGAAGCUGGACUUGGUGUCUACAAUAACUUCGAGACUUCAUUCUGUUCAUUUAAAACAUAUUCCUAUUUCAUUUCACACUCAUGUUACGAAAAGAAUUAAAGCUCAAAUGGCAUCACAUAUCUUUUGUACAACUUUCAAUAUUGAUGUUAAUCUGGACUGGACACAUUCAGCCUAGCCAAAGCAAAGACAGUGUCGAUGUGAAGACAAUAACAGUAAACUCCACACCCCAAUUCUCAGCCCUUCUCCACCCUAUUUCAUUUAUAUUUAACACAUUCAACUUAGAAGUACUGAAAAAUAGUAUUUUAAAAUUUCAAGUAUGUAUAAUAAAAUGAAAAUAAGAAAAUAUAUAUCCAACAGUAAAACAUUA